Molecule: messenger RNA, 1809 nt
Organism: Cynocephalus volans (Philippine flying lemur)
Lineage: Eukaryota; Metazoa; Chordata; Mammalia; Dermoptera; Cynocephalidae
Gene: ICAM3
Product: intercellular adhesion molecule 3
Biological process (GO): cell-cell adhesion
Cellular component (GO): plasma membrane
Molecular function (GO): integrin binding
Source: RefSeq, a predicted model, not a curated record
GCCACCAUGGUGCCCUCCUGGCCGCUGCCCGGGGCCUGCUGGGCUCUGCUCACCUUCUGCUGUGUGCUGCCCUCAGGUACCCAGGGGCAGGAGUUCCUGCUGCGGGUGGAGCCCCAGGACCCAGUGCUUCCUGCUGGAGGGUCCCUCCUGGUAAACUGUAGUACCCGUUGCCCCCAUGCUGAGCUCAUCAGUCUGGAGACGUCUCUGUCAAAGGAAUGGGCAGGUAAUGGCCUGGGCUGGGCAGCCUUCUGGCUCAGCAACGUGACUGAUGACAGCCGCGUCCUCUGCUCCAGCUUCUGCAAUGGCUCCCAGAUGAUCAGCUCCUCUGGCAUCACUGUGUACCGGUUCCCGGAGUCCGUGGAGCUGGCGCCCCUGCCCCCCUGGCAGCCCGUGGGCAAGAACUUCACCCUGCACUGCCAGGUGGUGGGCGGGGAGCCCCGGGCCCACCUCACCGCAGUGCUGCUUCGCGGGGAAGAGGAGCUGAGCAGACAGCUGGUAGUGGGGAAGCCUGCCAAUGUCACGGCCACGGUGCUGGCGAGCAGAGGUGAUCACCGCGCCAAUUUCUCUUGCCGCACAGAACUCGACCUGCGGCCCCUAGGACUGGUACUGUUCCAGAACACCUCGGCCCCCCGACGCCUCCGAACUUUCGUCCUGCCCGCGACCGCUCCACGCCUCGAGGUCCCCCAGUUCUUGGAAGUGGGAACAUCAUGGCAGGUGGACUGCACCCUGGAGGGGCUGUUCCCUGCCUCUGAGGCCCAUGUCCAACUGGCGCUGGGGAACCAGAUGCUGAAACCUGUAGUCAAAAGCCACGGGGACACGCUCAUGGCCACGGCCAUGGCGCGUGCCGAUCAGGAGGGUGCCUGGGAGAUUGUGUGCAACAUGACCCUGGGGGGCGAGAGUCGCGAGGCCCACAGCUUGACAGUCUUUGGUUUCCUAGGGCCCAUUCUGAAGCUGAGUGAGCCCAACGUCACCGAGGGGUCCACAGUGAAUGUAACUUUAGAGGCCGAGGCCCGAGUCUAGAUCAUGCUGGACGGGGUUCCACCCGCGAGGCCGGGGCAGCCCGCCCAGCUUCAGCUAAAUGUCACCGAGAGCGCCGACGGGCGCAACUUCUUCUGUAAUGCCACCCUCCAGGUGGACGGGGAGAUCUUGCACAGGAACAGGAGCAUUCAGCUGCGUGUCCUGUACGGUCCCAAGAUUGACCAAGCCAAAUGUCCCCAGCGCUUGGCGUGGAAAGAUAAAACUACGCAUGUCCUGCGUUGCUAGGCCCCGGGCAACCCGGUCCUCCAGUUACGGUGUUUGCAGGAAGGCUCCAGUCUUGAGUUGCCCGUCGGGAUCCCAUUCUUCGUAGGCAUUUAUCACUGCUGGGCGGGCCGGGCCCGUGGGCACUACACCCUGGUCGUGGUGACAGAUGUUCAGGAUCGGAACUCUCGCUCCGUCAACGUCGUCAUGGGGGUGUUGGUGAUCCUGGGAGUGGUGGUUGUCACAGGGGCCUUAACGUACGUCUUCGGGAUGAAGCGGAGCGGCAUCUACCACGUGAAACAGGAGAGCACCUCGCUGCCCCUCACGUCUGUACAAUCCAAUGGGGCCAACGAGGCGGUGGAGCUGCGGGACCCCUGGGAUCCUGAGCCAAAGAGGACUGGGGUUUUGGCUGUAUCCCCGGGUUCCGCAUCAAUAAAGCCUUUAGACUCCCUUGUCUGUGGCUUGAUUCCACGCGCGUCCCGCGACAACCGCCCUGCGCGUGCACUGAAUGGAACCGCUGAGGCGGAAGGGGGAGGAGCUUAUAGCGCCCAGACGGGACUUGAACUCUGA